UGGCGUCAAAACUAUUAUGCAUCGAUUUUUAAUUACGUCGCGUUACACCGCGGAUACAGUCUGGGUCAACUGCCCUUACUGUCUUGAAGAGCAUCAAUACACGUACGAUGUGCUUGGUGCGAUUAGACAGUUCGCAGAAUUCAAGGAUCGGAGUCAAAAGGACCGUGCUAGGCGAUGCGUUAAAGUUGUGAAGCCGAACCUACUGUUUUUUCGCUUUGUUUGGGAAGUCGGAAAAUGGCGCACAUCAUCCGUGAUCGUUGAGACAUACACAGAUUUAGAAGCAAACUACCUCCGUUUCCGUACUGUAGGACUAAAGAACCAUAAAACGACUGAGAAUGACUUAAGUCUGGAAACAGCUAAGGUCAUGGAGGACCUUGAGCAAAUGGCUUUAGGUGCUGAUGAGCGUCCGAACCAAGAACACAUUAAUCGUCUUUGUAUCGCCUACGACACCAACCAAAUGCGGUCAGUGGUCUCAUUACUCAAAACGUUCCCUGAGCUCAUUAAUAUAUCGGAUCGCUACGGAAAUACCGCUUUACAUCAUGUCGCAUGCAAAGGUCACAGGAGCUUAGCCCAGUUUCUGAUGACCAGGAAGGGCGUGAAUCUGGAUCAUGCAAAUGCCAUAGGAAGGACUCCUUUGAUGGAGGCUGCAUUGUGGGGUCAGAUCGACGUGGUGCAGACUUUGUUGAAUCACGGAGCAAAGAUGUUGCUAAGCGCAUCAAGAUGCUCACAAAAGCUCACGGCCUACGAUUUUGCCGAAGACACGAUUGCAAAUGAGAAGGAGCGAUAUAAUAGAAGAGCCUUACUAGAGUCCAGUGCACCACAGCUGGAGCUUCCACGCUACCAAGAAAUGCAGGACCGUCAGACGAUCCAAGAAUUGCUGGCGGGCUGCGGGCUUGAGCGAUCAAAAUUUGAAGCUGCAGACGAAGUUGCGUUUGUCAAAGCCUACACCAAUGACGAUAACAUGCUAAUGACUUGGUUCCUUGAUAUCAGGACAGGAGUGCCAAUUAGCGAUUGCAGGAAAACAGUCGCGCGGCUCGACCGCGGCAAUUUGCUUCCAGUGACUUACUCUUGCAGUAGACGGACGAGGAGGGAUCGACCUGAGCGUGGAUUCCAUAUUCUAGACGAGAAAGAGAUGGAGGAAGUGGUGCUAACACUUUCUAAACUGUUGGACUAUCCAAUGGAUCCUUAUUUCAGAUCUCAUGCCGAGGUUCAAUUAAUGGCUCAUUAUGUGCAACAACAUUGUUUACUACCAGGGCUCCGACAAGAUGGUAAAGCGAGCGAGCAACUGUUAUCACUUGCCCACCUACAACAGAGUCUUGGGAUGCAUAAGGACAAGCAUUCUUCACGUUUCGAUGCAAGCAUACAAGUUGCACAUGCUUCUGAGGUGUGUUCGAGCUGCACUAAUUUGGCAAAGACAAUCAAAGAGAGACUCGGAAUUCGCUUUGAACUCAGGCUCGUCAAGCAAUUAGAGACUAAUUAAGUUA
Verruconis gallopava is the source of this 1484-nucleotide messenger RNA. RefSeq lists its product as uncharacterized. The transcript has a single exon. The coding region runs from base 17 to 1480 and encodes 487 amino acids. The record is from RefSeq and is a predicted model, not a curated record. Lineage: Eukaryota; Fungi; Ascomycota; Dothideomycetes; Venturiales; Sympoventuriaceae. Gene Ontology annotation, molecular function: protein binding.